Molecule: messenger RNA, 3657 nt
Organism: Haplochromis burtoni (Burton's mouthbrooder)
Lineage: Eukaryota; Metazoa; Chordata; Actinopteri; Cichliformes; Cichlidae
Gene: clk2a
Product: CDC-like kinase 2a
Exons: 13
Coding region: 965-2554 (529 amino acids)
Biological process (GO): heterochromatin organization; regulation of RNA splicing; negative regulation of gene expression
Cellular component (GO): nucleus
Molecular function (GO): protein tyrosine kinase activity; ATP binding; histone H3K9 methyltransferase activity
Source: RefSeq, a predicted model, not a curated record
UACUUUCGUAUGUGGAGAAAAAUUAUGUUAUCCUGGUUAUCCCUGCUGGCUUAUUAGUCUCUCUGUUUCCCUGUUUUGUGUGCUUUAGAGCCAUCACCAUCAUCAAACUGAUGGACUAUGAGGAUGCUUUAAGUUUGUCCUACUGUGCCUUUCUCUUACUCCUGGGGAUAAUGCCUUCAGGUCAUGCAGAUGCGACUGAUGCAAAUGUAUUCAUUUUAUAACAGAUUUUGUACAGCUGGACGAAAAUAAAAAUUUCUAAGUAGGUUCAAACUUAUUAUGUGUUAAUCUGAAAAAGGGAAAAAGAGGGCAUCUUUUAUAUGUGUGUGUCUCCAAGGUCUGCAGCUCAUUUUCAAGUUGUUUUUACCAAAGAAAUAAAUCAAAAUGUUUGUAAUAAAACUACAAGGAAUUAAAAUCAAAAUGUGUGACUUAACAUGUAAAAGCUUAUAAAAGCAAGAAUGCCGCCAUCUGCCUCCAUCUCACCUCCAUUAUAUUCACUAUCCUUCAUCUACACGUCUAAACCAUCUCAUCCUUUCCUCCUAAAUCUGUUCACUGCCCUUUCUCCAUAGUAAUUUGUAUACCACCACAGGUAUGUCAUUUUAAAAGGUUUAAAACAGUAAGUCAAAUAUUUGGACAUGGAGAAAACAAAAGUUAAAAGGUAGCUGAUAAAAAUCAGCUGUCCAUAAUUUAAUAAGGACUUGUAACGGUUGUAGGUUGGGGUGGUAAUUCCUCACUAGUUCCUUGUGGAUGUCUACCUUCGAACAGGAGUAGCCACAUUUGAGCACAGGAGGGCGGUACGAGCGCCGAAUUGAACCAGAACUAGCUGUACUAAGCAGACAGAAAAAAAACUGGCUAGGUGAUAGCAAAAGAGCUUUGAACAUCGAGCUGGCGAGAAGGUAGAGGAGAAAAGUGGAACGCCACCACGGAUUUUUUGUGGGAUAAACGUACAGGGCUCGCUGCUAAAACGAUGCCUCACACAAGACGAUACUCGUCCUCGGAAAGAGACAGUCGAGCCAGCUACCAGGAUCGUUACAGAGACCGAGACAGAGGGCGAAGACAUCGACACAGAAGAACGCCGACUUACUCCUCCAGCAGUGACAGAGAAAGGGACCGAGACAGGAGGGGACGUGGACACAGACAGGAAGGAAGCUAUGUACGGUCACGGAGUCGCAGCUAUGACAAUCGGUCAGUGGAACAACGACCGUUUGACAGAAGAUACUGCGAGGGAUACAGACGGUUUGAUCAGAGCAGAGAACGCGACAGAGACAGGGAGCCACAUGGAGCAGCCGAAAGUUACUAUCCACGUGACUUCUCGCCGAACAUGUACGACUACAGACGCGGCCGUGAGAGGGAGCGUGAACAAGAAGAGUCGUACCGGAGGAAAGGCAGCAGGCGUAAGCACAAACGAAGGCGGCGUAGAACCAGGUCCUAUAGCGCAUCCUCCUCGCGGAGCAACAGCCGGACGCGUGCACUGAGUGUGAGGGACGACGAGGAAGGGCACCUGAUCUGUCGGAGUGGGGACGUCCUGCAAGAGAGAUAUGAGAUUGUCAGCACUUUGGGGGAAGGUACCUUUGGCAGGGUGAUGCGGUGCAUUGACCAUCGCAGGGGAGGAGCCCACGUUGCUCUGAAAAUUAUCAAGAAUGUGGAGAAAUACAAGGAAGCAGCUCGCUUGGAGAUCAAUGUACUGGAGAAGAUCAAUGAAAAGGAUCCGGAUAACAAAUUUUUAUGUGUACAGAUGUAUGACUGGUUUGACUACCACGGUCACAUGUGCAUCUCCUUUGAGCUGCUAGCUCUGAGCACCUUUGACUUUCUGAAGGAAAACAACUACCUGCCCUACUCAAUUGGUCACGUCAGACACAUGGCCUACCAAAUCUGUCUUGCUGUGAAAUUUCUCCACGACAAUAAGCUGACACAUACAGACCUCAAGCCUGAGAACAUCCUGUUUGUCAACUCAGACUUCACCAUGUCCUACAACGUAGAGAAGAAACGAGAGGAGCGGACUGUUAAGAGCACGGCAGUACGCGUGGUGGACUUUGGCAGUGCCACAUUUGACCACGAGCACCACAGCACCAUUGUGUCCACGCGGCAUUACCGUGCCCCUGAGGUCAUAUUAGAGUUGGGCUGGAGUCAUCCCUGCGAUGUGUGGAGCAUUGGCUGUAUCCUGUUUGAGUACUACUUGGGCUUCACUUUGUUUCAGACUCAUGACAACAGGGAACAUUUGGCUAUGAUGGAAAGAAUCCUGGGACCAGUGCCCUCCAGGAUGAUUCGUAAGACUCGGAAGCAGAAAUACUUCUAUCGUGGUCGUCUUGAUUGGGAUGAGAGCUCCUCAGCGGGAAAAUAUGUUAGAGAAAACUGCAAACCAUUACGGCGAUAUCUGCUGUCCGAGGCGGAAGAGCACCACCAGCUGUUUGACCUCAUCGAAAGCAUGUUGGAGUAUGAGCCCUCCAAGAGGCUUGCACUGGCUGACUCUCUAAAACACCCUUUCUUUGAGAACUUAGGGAUCAGUGAGGCUGCAGGCACCAAGAGCUGGGAGGGCAACCGGGACAUCAGCCGGUGACCCACAACCCUCCAAAGACUGAAUGAUGAAGGGUUUACAGUCCUUUCUGUGUGGAGCAGUGGGAACUGUUGAAUAAAUUGGGGCCUCAUCUGUCAUUAAAGCAUGGACACCUUAACUUCUCGCUCCUCUGGCGUCAAUCUCUGUAGCCACAAGAGGCAUGUUUUUGCAGCAGAGACUAAAAAUAAGCCACAGAAGAUGUGGGGGAAAGAGUGAAGUCUUUUCUAGUUCUCACCUCGGCAGAGGCAAAAAAAAAAUUCUUUAAAUGGAAGAUUGUUUGUAUCCAAAGUAGCCCACUAUGCAGCUCCUGUCUUCCUUUAGACUUCUGAAACACCUUCCACCCUUCUUUCUGUUUACCUGUUAUUUUAACCAGCAUGUAAAGAAAAUAAGGAAAUGCUACCAGAGUCUGUCAUCAAAAAAAGAAUCAGCUUUGGAGAUGAAAAAGUCUUCCGAUUCUGAAGUGAAAGGAAAGGGUUAAAAAAAGGAGACAUGGAGAAGAGAUUCUGUUAUACAAACAUCUGAUCAUUCAAAUUGGAAAGUAUUGCAAACAUCUGUGGCAGAGGCAAGUGUCUCAACUUCUUGUCUACGUUGUUAAUUAAAGACUUGCACAUAGACUUCUUGUUUUAUAAAAGAAAUGUCCCCUAUAUGGAGAAUCUGCCAUAAAUUAGUGGUUUUAUUACUAUUCACCAGUAAUGUAAGAAGAUAAUAAUGACGGGACACUCCCCCUACAUGGGUCUUUGCUGCCUCUCUUAUAUGAUAAAUAUGUUGUCAUGCAAUGAUUUCUGGGUGUGAGAGUGUGUGUCUGUUGGAUGGAGUGGGCGACGCGUUUAUGUUUUGCUCAGUGGUUUACGUAAGCAUUAGUUGUGGGAACAUUCCCACUCAUUCAAACUCCAAUAACUGCCUUUUCCAUGUUUGACAUUUUUAGACCUGACGUCUUUCUAUCGAGGUUAAGCACACAGCCCCUGUUGAUGGUAUUUAUUAUGAGUUCUUCUAGGUCAUAGUCCCCACCGCCAACCUGUACAUGACUUGUUUUUGUAUGAAAUUAAAGCGUAUAAAACUGUAUAUAUGUAUUAUUGUGUAGAAUUAAAGUCCUCCUUGCCAAAGGC